Nerophis lumbriciformis (worm pipefish) is the source of this 753-nucleotide messenger RNA. The record is from RefSeq and is a predicted model, not a curated record. NCBI's taxonomy places the organism in Eukaryota, Metazoa, Chordata, Actinopteri, Syngnathiformes, Syngnathidae.
AAGAUGGCGGCGAGCGGCGGCGAGUCUUCUCAGGCAGGGCCCGACGACUUAUUCCAAAACUUUUAUUCAGAGGUGAAGCAGAUCGAGAAAAGAGAUUCCGUGUUAACCUCCAAGCAGCAGAUAGAUCGACUGCUUAGGCCUGGCUCGUCCUAUUUUAACCUAAAUCCCUUCGAGGUACUGCAAGUUGAUCCCGAUGCAACAGAUAUUGACUUAAAGAAAAGAUUCAGAGCGUUAUCCAUUUUGGUCCAUCCAGAUAAAAAUCAGGAUGAUGCAGACAGAGCACAGCAAGCAUUUGAAGCGGUGGACAAGGCGUACAAACUCCUUCAGGAUCCAGACCAGAAGAAAAGGGCUUUAGAUGUCAUUCAGGCAGGAAGGGAAUAUGUGGAGCAUAAUGUGAAAGAGAAAAAGAAACAGCUAAAAAAGGAAGGGAAAUCUCAAAUAGUGGACGAGGAUGACCCUGAAGUCUUUAGGCAAGCCGUGUACAAGCAGACAAUGAAACUGUUUGCAGAGCUUGCCAUCAAGAGAAAGGAAAGAGAAGCUAAGGAUAUGCACGAAAGGAAAAGGGCGAGAGAGGAAGAAAUUGAAGCAGCAGAGAAAGCAAAGCGAGACAGGGAAUGGCAGAAAAACUUUGAGGAAACAAGAGAUGGCCGUGUGGACAGUUGGAGGACGUUCCAGGCUAAAGGCAAGAGCAAGGAGAAGAAAAACAGGUCCUUCCUCAAGCCCCCUAAAGUAAAGAUGGAGCAGAGGGAAUAA